AUGUGUUUCAGCAUUCCAAGGACCCGCUGGUCGCAGGCUGGCUGCUGCAUCUUAAAGUCAGCAUCUCCUUCAGACCAAUUACCCUUCAAUCUUUUGGUCACGCUUGAAAUCAUACGGAAAAGGAUUCCGCCUUUCUUGGGCCUCCGCACAGCACGCUGUUCGCUGCUGGCAGCCGCGCCAAGAAAGCCCCGACACGCUAGCUCGCACUUCAAAAAUGGGUUUAGCGUGACCACAGCGACAGCAGCUCUCGCCAGGCUGCUCAUUUUCAUUAAGCCAAAUGAAUCGAAGCGGCAGCAGCUCCGCCAUGGACAGCUUGGCAGCCGCUGCCGAUUUGGUCACACAGCAGGUCCUCCCUCAGCAGCCACCGCCGGACUCAAUUCCCAAAGCUAUCCCUCUCUGGACAGGGGCUCUGUCGAUGGCAACGGCGGUGGUGGUGUUGCCCGACCCUCCGCCAGCUCCUUUCCCCCGCCCUUCACCCUUCUAUCACCGGUAGUGAGAACACCGCCACCUCUUGCUCCCAGCGCUUUUGUACCGGGCUCGGCCGGUCUAACAGCGAUGACAGCCACUGCAGCAGCAGGUGAUGGCGGGUGCGGGGCAGCGAACGGCGGUGGCGGUGCUGGGUCGGGCCUCAGAGCUGGCGGCAGUGGUCUUGGCGGUGGUGGUGUGGCUCUAUCGCGGUUGGGAGUCCGGCUGUCGGGGCUUGAAAGUGAGCUGGCGGCCGUGCGGGGGGAAAAAGAGGCACUGGCUUCGGAGCUGGAGAGGUGGAGGAAGGCCCAUUCUGCACUCGAGUCGGAGCUGUCCGCGAGUCGGGCUGCAGUACGGUCCCGAGUUUCGGAGCUUCAGGAUGCGGCAGCGGCGGCGGCCCAGCGCGCGGCGGCAGCAGAGGACUUGGCGACGGAGCUUCGGCGCCAGCUGGAGGGCCGGCGACUGGCGCUGGAGGGAGUUCUGGCUGGCAGGGACCGGAGGAUUUCGGAGCUGCAGACCUCGCUGGCUUCCCUCGGUGAGGAGCUGGGUGCCAAGGAGGCUGAGCGGGCGGCUGCAGCGGGUCAGCUGAGGGGCAUGGAUGGAACCCUUUGGGCCUGGUUAUCGGAGCUGCGGUCCCGGCAGCAGAGUCAGGAGGCGGGGCUGGUGGCCUGCAAGCGCUGGGUUGAGGAGCAGCUGGGGGAGGGAGCAGUGGACGGGGCAGAAGGGCCCAGGGGGUGCGGUCGGGGCGGGGACAGAGGGCUGGUGCCACUGGCGGCGGGGCUGCGGCGCUGCUUGGAGAGAGUGCAGUCAACGACAGAGCGGCUGCGUACGUCCGAGUCAAGCUGUACCGCCCUUCGGUUGCACAACAACGAACUCAUGGCACAGCUGCAUUCGGCACAGGACCUGGCUUUGUGCCUUCGUCAGCAGCUGGCCGUGCGGGACGAGCAGCUGGCGGCGUCGCUGGUGGAGCGGAAUCGGUUAGCGGAGGCAGUUGCGGCGGGGAUGAUUUCGCUGGAGGAGGCGGAAGCGGGUCGCCAGCAGCUGACGGCGGCCCUGCAGCUGCUGCAAGAGAGAUUCAGCGGAGGAUUCACGGCGGCGAUGGAGCGAGCCGCGGCGGCGGCCGCAGAUGCAGAGGUAAUGCGGCAACGCUGCAAGGAGCUUGAGGCGACAGCGGCCAAGGCGGAGGAGGCAGUUGCUGCUGUCGCUGCUGCUGCUGCAGCCGCGGCGGCGGUACCUGUCAAGGCGUCGGUCGUGGACGCAUGUACGAGCACUGCAGAUCUGGUGCGGCCACUUGCCGUCGUUCCAGCCGCAGGCGCCUGCGGCAGCGGCGGCCUUGGCGGCGCACGCUCCCUGGGGCGUCCGUCGGGUACGGCAGCCGUUGCGGCGCAGCAGGCGGGAUCAGCUGAUGGGCCGCUGCCAGUUGCGGCCGCAGUAAUGGCGGCCGCGUCUGCACCAACGAUUGCACUGGCGGCGGCUGUAGCUCGCGGCGCAGAUCUUAACACGGUCAAGCCUCUAAGCGGCAGCUCGCUACAGCCGCUCAAGUCAGCUGGCAUCUCCCCAAGGGCUGAGAUACCUAUUCGGUUGACUGCUGGGCCUGAGGGGGGUGCUCUAAUGACGCAGGAGAGCGGCAGCCCACUGGCGGCAGCAGCGGUGGCGGCGGGGGCCGCUGGGGCAAGGGCGGCGGGUGCCGCCCAGUCUGUGGCGGGUGCCUCUGAGGCCCCGGUGGCGCUGUCAGGACGGGAAGACGCCAUGGCGGUGGAUGCAAGCGGAGCGGCAGUGCAGGACGGAGGGGUUCGCAAUGCGGCGGCAGACACCAACGAACCAGUGCCGUUGUCGGUAUCGCCGGUUAAGCGGGAACAGCGGCAACAGGAGCAGAGGCAAGAGCAGCAGCGGCAACAGCAGCACCAGUGGGGACGCAUGGACGCCACUGAAGCGAUGGAGCCGGGUCGCCGAGGGGAGUUGCCUGCCGCCCCAAUGGGGAUGAGCUACAACGUGAUGGGCCAGGGCUCUCCAACACGACAGUGUCAGUGGACCGCCGGAAGGGAGACAGCCCACCGGCUGCCAAGCGACACCGCAAAGACCCCGCACACAGUGCAGAAAGCGCGCAUGUCGGUGGCGAUGGCAACGGUGGAAGAAACUGCGGCGAACGCGGCGGCAGUGGUGGUAGCAGCGGCAGUGAAGGUGAUGGGUGCAGCGGGGCUGGAGGUGGAAGCGGAGGCGGAGGCGGACGAAGUGACUGGCACCAUCGAGGACGAGCUGGAACCGAAUUGGAAGGAGCGGCAGGGCCAGGGCGAGGCAGGGGGCAGCAUCCGAGACGCGGACCGUGUUCCUGCCGCUGCUGUAAACCAUCCGCCGCCAAAUGAAGUACGGUGCAACAGUGUUGGCGUUAACGGCGGUGUAGGCGGAAGCGGUAUUAAGAGCCGUUUUCCUGAACCCCUAUUGGAGGGCGGAACCUCGCCGCCAGCCCAGUUACUGUCGCCGCCUUUUGCACGCAAUGAUGAAGCCGUGGCGGCGAUGUCGACGCAGGCGCUGAGAGAUGCCAUGGUGACGGCUGCGGCUGCAGCUGACGAGCAGGCACUGCUUUCAUUUGACUUCAUCGCAGAAGAUACGCCGGCAUGCUUGGCGCCCGUUAACUUCAGGCCUGUGGACGAGCAUUGUCGGCAGGUUGCAACGGGCACAGACAACGGGCCCGGGGGUCCAGGGGAUGACGGCAAAGGCGACGGCGACAAAGUUGCCGCCGACAGCGGCGGGCCACCUGCUUUUCCCGCCGACAUCGCCGCUAGUGAGGCAGCAGCCGAGCACCAGGGAAUGGGGGUUGUGGAAGGAAGUACGGCACUGGCGGGCCCUGGUGCCGGCCGCGGGGAUGGGCACGCCGGUGGUUUCGAUGACAUGUCAAGAGGCCCACAUGAUAUGAACAGGAUGUGUGACCCUGGCGCCCAUGACGGUGCGGCUGACAUCUCUGUUGACAACGCGGGCUUUGAUUCGUGGGGCGGGGCCCAAAAUCCUGAUGGGGCUCACGUUGGCGCGUGUCUGCCGGGUGUUGUGACCGAUGUUGCCAUUAGCCACGACAGGAGGACGGAGGUCGCAGAUGACGCUCCGGGGGCCCUACCUCGCAAGCGGCCGCGUUCCGCUCUGGCAGGUCUGUUCUCUGCUUUUGCACUGGCAGACAGCAGCGACGACGAUGGGGAGGAAGAGGAGGAGGGCUAG
Volvox carteri f. nagariensis is the source of this 3672-nucleotide messenger RNA. RefSeq lists its product as uncharacterized. Bases 1 to 3672 code for a protein of 1223 amino acids. The record is from RefSeq and is a predicted model, not a curated record. The transcript has 11 exons. Lineage: Eukaryota; Viridiplantae; Chlorophyta; Chlorophyceae; Chlamydomonadales; Volvocaceae.